Messenger RNA from Ambispora leptoticha, 180 nucleotides. The record is from the annotation of a GenBank genome assembly. Lineage: Eukaryota; Fungi; Glomeromycota; Glomeromycetes; Archaeosporales; Ambisporaceae.
AUGACUGCCAAUGAUACUCGAAAAGAAGCUUUUGAUACUUUAAAAAAAGAACGUGGAAGGGCUAAUGAUAAUGGACCACUUUGGCAAGAAUGUAGUUUACAUUUAGUUUCUCAAUACAACCUUAAUUAUACGACUCAACAAUGCUUUACCAAAUUCAAAAACUUGUCACAAAAAUAUAAG